GUGUGGUUCCAGUUUAAUACAGAAAUGGGUAGCUCUUAAUCCUUCCUUUUCUGUACCCUUUCGUUUCUCACAAGCCUUUCUCACUUACAUUUGUAGGCAGUUUUAUUUCCUUUCUUUCUUACUUUCCAACGUUUGUAUUUUGAUAAAAUUGGGUUAGGGUUUCCUUCUGUGGAAUUAUUAAUAUCACAUGCUCUGAGAGAUAGCACAGUAUUUGGGCUUUGGUGUAUCGGGGUUUUCACAAUUGUAUCAUUUCAUGGCCUCUUCAAUGCUUACAGGAGCUGAAAAUCUGAAGCUCAUUAGUGGAGCAGCCCCAACAGGGUUAGGCUUCGUGGGGUCAAAUUUUCAUUUUAGGUGCUUGCCCCAGAAGGGUUUACUAUCUUAUAGCAAGAAUCAAACGAGUAGAAUCUUAGCACCCAGAUGCAGUGUAUCAUCCUCGAGGCCUGCUUCUCAGCCUAGGUUCAUACAACACAAGAAAGAAGCGUUUUGGUUUUAUAGGUUUUUAUCAAUAGUGUAUGAUCAUGUCAUAAACCCUGGUCACUGGACAGAGGAUAUGCGAGAUGAGGCGCUUGAGCCUGCUGAUCUUUAUGCUAGGAAUUUGACAGUGGUAGAUGUUGGGGGCGGAACUGGGUUUACUACUCUUGGCAUAGUGAAGCAUGUGGAUGCCAAGAAUGUCACAAUUCUUGAUCAAUCACCUCACCAGCUUGCCAAGGCCAAGCAGAAGGAACCUUUGAAGGAAUGCAAGAUAAUUGAAGGUGAUGCGGAGGAUCUCCCAUUUCCUACUGAUUAUGCUGAUCGAUAUGUGUCUGCAGGGAGUAUUGAGUACUGGCCGGACCCACAGCGUGGGAUCAAGGAAGCUUACAGGGUAUUGAAAAUAGGAGGGAAAGCCUGUAUUAUAGGUCCUGUGUAUCCAACAUUCUGGUUGUCUCGCUUUUUUGCGGAUAUGUGGAUGCUCUUUCCGAAAGAGGAAGAGUAUAUAGAGUGGUUUAAAAAGGCUGGUUUUAAAGAUGUGAAACUAAAAAGGAUUGGUCCGAAAUGGUAUCGUGGUGUCCGGAGACAUGGCUUGAUCAUGGGUUGCUCUGUGACUGGAGUGAAGCCAUUGUCAGGAGACUCUCCACUUAAGCUUGGUCCAAAGGCAGAGGAUGUCCAGAAACCUGUUAAUCCUUUUGUGUUCCUUUUGCGGUUUGUUCUUGGGGCAAUAGCAGCAACGUACUAUGUGCUGGUUCCCAUUUACAUGUGGCUCAAAGAUCAAAUUGUACCAAAGGGCCAGCCUAUAUGAAAUGAGAGAAAUGGAAAAUGAUGAUCAAAUUCUUCUGCUGGUGACUGCUUUAUCUGACUGGUUAUAGCCGUUUGCUUCUCGUUGCAAGAUUUAGUAACUAGCCAUGCGAGAUAACCAAUUAGGAGAAUAAAUUGAAGCUUUACCCUCACUUUGUAGCUACCUUUUGCCUUAAUAGAGCAGUAUGUGUUGCACCAAAAAAAAAAAAAAAAAACUGAUCCCGAGAUGUAAUUUUUCGCUUGUAAAAAAGUCAACUCUUUCUGUUUCAA
Theobroma cacao (cacao) is the source of this 1542-nucleotide messenger RNA. Its product is annotated as 2-methyl-6-phytyl-1,4-hydroquinone methyltransferase, chloroplastic-like. The record is from RefSeq and is a predicted model, not a curated record. NCBI's taxonomy places the organism in Eukaryota, Viridiplantae, Streptophyta, Magnoliopsida, Malvales, Malvaceae. Gene Ontology annotation, molecular function: 2-methyl-6-phytyl-1,4-benzoquinone methyltransferase activity. Gene Ontology annotation, biological process: methylation.